CCCGGAAGUGCGUGCCGCUUGUUUGGGUAGCUGGCCUGCUUAACUCCUGCUAUGCCGCGCAGCAGGAGGGAGCUGCGCCUUUAAGAACCUGGAUAGAACGGAGGCUGCCCCUUCCAUUCCACGGCGAUGGCAGACCAUAUGGCAGACCCCACAUCCUGCCACACUAUCGAUGACGGGACCAUAGUCAUCCUCAGUAUGUAUCCGGAAACCCAGACUGGAUCGGACACAGAAGAAGAGGUCGCCCAGUUAAAUGUUGGCCCUUUAAAAUAUUCAACAACCCUAACCAACAGACAACGAGGAAACAUGGUAUCUGUAUUACCAGCAACUCUGGACUCCCUUUCUGUGCAGCAGCUUGCAGCCCAGGGAGAGCUCACUCAGUUAAAGGAAUAUCUGCAGAAAGAUGAUAGUUUUUUAAACCGACCAGACGAGCGAGGCUUUACUCCUUUAAUGUGGGCAGCUGCUUUUGGUGAGAUAGAGACUGUCCGUUACCUCCUAGAAAUGGGAGCAGAUCCUCACAUCCUGGCCAAGGAGCGAGAGAGCGCCCUGUCUCUGGCAAGCACUGGAGGAUAUUCCGAUAUUGCUACUCUACUCCUGAAUAAGAAAGUGGACAUUAAUAUUUAUGAUUGGAACGGGGGCACACCAUUACUGUAUGCAGUGAGAGGGAAUCAUGUAAAAUGUGUGGAGGUGCUACUAGAGCGAGGAGCAGAUUUAACGAUGGAGGCAGAUUCGGGAUACACCCCAAUGGAUCUUGCUGUUGCACUGGGACAUAAGAAAGUUCAACAGGUCAUUGAAAAUCACAUCCUGAAACUGUUUCAGAGUCAGUCGUGAUGUGCAGAAGACUUGGAGCAACUUUGUCAGUUCUUCUUCAUUGGACGUGGACAGAAGAACAUAGACAUUUUCUGUAAUGCACAGUGGACAGCAUUAAAUUAACUCCUGAUCUCAAACAAAGUUAUCAAGAAAUGUAAGCUUUUUUUGCAGAAAAAUAAUUCAAGCUGAGCAAAGUACUUUAGAUAAGCAGGGUAAAAACAAUCUGGAUAAAUUCUGCUUGAAGGAGCAGCAGCCAGUCAUUGCCAUUUUCCUUUCUAAAUGUGCCUUACCCGACCAGGAAGGUUUAGGGCCUAUAUGAGUGGGGAAUCAGGUUCUCCAGCAUUAAUGAGUCUGAAGGGUUACAAUAUCAAAAGCAAAAGACAAUGAUAUUUCAUCACAUUAGUUUUCAUCACAUUUUCACACCACCAAGAAUUGAAGGUUAAAGGGGUAUUCAGAACUCACAUAUCUAUGGCAUGUCCACAGGAUAUGACAAGAUUAUGUGAUGGAUAUGAGUUACACCUCUGGGGCACUCAUAUGAAGAAAGAAUGGGCGUCCCUCAACCCAUCCAGGCAGAGCAUGGACAGUUGGCUGCAUAAGAGUUACAGAAACAAUCGAGCAAGCUCAUCUGUUUCCAUAAGUCCCAAGAACCGAUUUGGGACUACAGUGCUUAGUCCCAUAGAAAAUGAAUGAAGUGGAAGCGCACACCCUCAACCAGCUGCUUCAUUCAUAUGGUGCACAUGCCUGCCAUUCUCAUGAUCAAUUGGGGAUGCCAGUGCCUUAAACGGGUUCUCCGGGAUUUUUAUAUUGAUGGCCUAUCCUCAGGAUCAUGAAUGUGAGAUCUGCGGGGAUCCGACUUCCAGCAUCCGACGGAUCAGCUGUUUGAGGUAGCUGCGGAGCACCAGUGAGCACUGUAGCUUCCUUACAGCACCAUACAUUGGAUAGCAGCAGUGCUUGGUAUUGCAGCUCAGCCCUGUUCAAUUGAAUGGGACUGAACUGCACCUAGGCCAUAUGACCAAUGAACGGUGAUGUCACCAGCCUAGGAAGAGAUCUGAACGCUCAGGGAGCACCACAGCCUCUUCGAACAGCUGACCAGUGGGGGUGGUAUCCAUAUCAUAAUCCCGGAGAACCCCUUUAAAUUUAGGAUCUGAAGACAUGCUGUAGUGUAACACUGCGGCUUUGUUGACCCUCACUUCAUCAGUUAGUAGUCAUCAGAGUCCUUGCCAUGGGUAAAUACCAGCUGUAAAACAAAUCAGUUACGUGUUUCUGUAGUCUCAUGUCAAAUUUCUGUUUAAUGAUUAUGGAUUUUUGAAUGUAUUUUCUAGGCACCUGAUGUUUUAAAAGUAAAUGAUCUUUAUGACACAAUUCAUUAGGUAAAAUUUGAUACCAAAUGGUAGUCAGAAGCCACAAGACUUGAUACAGUGGCCGUGAAUAAAGCACAUGUAUGAAUCUGUACUUUUAAAGUGGAUCUGUCACUUGGGAACAUGCACCUGAAGCUUGGGCAGAACUCCAGACCCUUUCAUAGAAAGUAGCAGUUCCCAAAGUCAGAGCCGAAAACAGUAUUAAAUGAAGCAGCGGUAGAAAAUUCCAUUCCACUAAAACAGCUCUGCUCAAAAGUAGGUGUGCGUUUCAGAAGUGACUUCAUCCAUUCCACUUUUAGGUAGAUGAAGUUAUAAAACUUUCUAAUAUACCUUGUGUUACAGUUCCUGAAUACCUGUCCGCACAUAGGUGCAUGGCAGUGUUUAGUAUGGAGUCACUAAGGCUACACUCCUCACAGUCAUGACAAAUAUUGAUGGAUCAAUAUUUGACAGCAAGAAUAGUACUGCGCACUAUGCUUUUCAUGUAGUCUAAAGGUCUAGCAUGAAUUAAUGCAUUUGUGUGGGCAACAUAUUGCCAGGGUAGGUUUUCAUCCUCUAGCUUUAAAUAAUGGUUGCUUCCAUUGGCUGGCAGGAAACAGAUCUUUAAAGGGAGCCUGUCCGCAUGAAAUUGCAAAGGAUGCUGCAGGCAGCAUGUUAUACAGCAGGAGGAGCUGCGCAGAUUCAUAUAUAGUUU
This is a messenger RNA of Bufo bufo (common toad), 2856 nucleotides long. RefSeq names its product regulatory factor X associated ankyrin containing protein (gene RFXANK). The record is from RefSeq and is a predicted model, not a curated record. Bases 127 to 828 code for a protein of 233 amino acids. Gene Ontology annotation, molecular function: protein binding. NCBI's taxonomy places the organism in Eukaryota, Metazoa, Chordata, Amphibia, Anura, Bufonidae. Gene Ontology annotation, biological process: regulation of transcription by RNA polymerase II. The transcript has 9 exons. Gene Ontology annotation, cellular component: nucleus.